GGUCUAUGUUUUCGGUUAGAUUACAGAGAAGAGUUCAUUACAAAAGCUUAUUUUGAAUGUUGGCAUUAUUUUAACCCUAGGAACUGAAAUCAAUACUGUUGAUGUUGUCAGCGGAACACUUUGACUGCUGCACACCAACAAGUCGGAGGCGCACGCUUCUCCAGCAUACAAGCGAAAAUUUGUGUUUCUUUGCGCUGGCCUUUGAUUAUUAAUCUUUAUUCGUCUUUUGCCCAUUUAAACCAAUACAAUUCCAUCAUGAAACUACUUACACACAACAUGUUGACGUCGCAUGUGAAGGGAGUAACCAAAGGAUACCCACUUCUCAUCAAAGCAACAGAAGUUAAGGUGAACGAGGUGGAGUUUAACCCACAGUUCGUCAGUCGGAUGAUCCCCAAGCUUGAGUGGAGCGCGUUAAUACAAGCAGCGGAUGGGCUGGGCCACCUCCAGGAUCUUCCGGGUACAGUUGUUCCAGAAUUUGAGAAUAAUGACGACUUUCUGCGCAAAGUUCACAGAGUUUUGUUAGAGGUGGAGGUAAUUGAGGGGUGCCUCCAGUGCCCAGAAUCAGGAAGAGAGUUUCCCAUCUCAAGAGGAGUUCCUAACAUGCUGUUAAAUGACGACGAAUCCUAACAUGUUUUAGAAGUUAUCUUCUGAUAGGCUAUAUACAUUAUCUGCAUCCCACCUAAACAUCUUUUCUUUUUGUGAUUAUGGUUUAUUUAUGUGUUUUUAUUGAAAUUUCAUAUGUUCUGAAAUAAAAUGGUUGAAUUCCC
Molecule: messenger RNA, 767 nt
Organism: Sardina pilchardus (European sardine)
Lineage: Eukaryota; Metazoa; Chordata; Actinopteri; Clupeiformes; Clupeidae
Gene: trmt112
Product: tRNA methyltransferase activator subunit 11-2
Exons: 4
Coding region: 256-627 (123 amino acids)
Biological process (GO): rRNA (guanine-N7)-methylation; tRNA methylation; peptidyl-glutamine methylation
Molecular function (GO): protein heterodimerization activity
Source: RefSeq, a predicted model, not a curated record